UUGUUCAUUUGAUUUGGCAAAUUGAAUUGAUUAUCUUUGGCUUUAUCUUAAUAUUCAAUGAACUUGUUGCUGUUUUUAUUGUGGUCUAACGUUUUUUUAGAAGUGUAAAAAGUGGUUUUAAGGUUGCAUAUCAGGCUUGAAUUAAGGUUGGGAAUAUAAUAAUAAUCCUCCUCAUAAUAAUAAUAACGAAAUAAGUUGAUAAUUAACGAUAGUUAAUAAGAACAAUGAAUCAAUUACCAGAGCAAUCAGAGUCGUCUUCUGAUGCAUUGGAUCUUGAAGACAUUUGCUCGAUUUGUCUUGAUAAUCUUUUCUCAAAUGGCAGUGAUGUUAACAGCAAUGCAAAGAAGCAGUUGGUAGCAAGACUUGGGUCUUGUAACCAUAGAUAUCAUGAUAUCUGUAUUCGACCUUGGUGUCAAAAGUCUAACAGUUGUCCAAGCUGUCGUACUUCAUUUAAAAAAGUGGAUCUUGUUGAUGUUGAUGGAAAUGUUGUUCAUAAUUAUACUGUCGAACCUAAAAAACCGUCGAAGGUUUGCAAUGAUUUCAAUGAUUUUGAUGCUUCAAGUCAAUCAUUGAGUGAUGGUGAUUUAAGUUCCCGAAUCAACAAUUUGAUUAGAAACAGAGUUAAAUGUUCGCUAUGUGAUUCCGCUUCAUCGGUAACAACUGGAUUGGCAUUAUGUUCUACAUGCUCAUCGUGCUACCAUCCAAGGUGUUUGGGUGUUGGUUCAUUGGCUAUUGGAGUUCGGUCAUGGAAUUGUCCGAUGUGUGAUACUUUGCAAGAUAGUUCAUACACUUUUGUGACUGGUGUUAUUAGAGGGUCUAUAGUAAGAGAAAGCACGUUAAGAAGGUUGAAUGCAUUUGAAUACCAAUUUGAUGAAUGUGUUUUAUCUAGAGAUAAUAAUAACAAUAAUAACAAUAAUAAUAAUAGUGUGAAUAAUAGGGAUAAUGGGAAUAAUCGAGGAAAUGUUGAUUAUAGUAAUAGUAUAGUUGACGAUGUGGAUGAUUUUUGUCCGGCUCCUGUUUUCAGUACUAAGAGAAAAGGAUUGAGAAUUCGUUCAAAUCCUGAAGAUGAUUUUGAUUUUGAUUUUGAAGAUGAGGAUGGGUUUGAUAGUAAUAUUAAUAAUGCCGAUUAUGAUUAUGAUUAUGACACUUAUAGUGAUAAUGGUAAUGGUAACAAUAAUAACAAUAACAAUAAUAAAUAUGUUGAGAAAAAAGAUGAGACUAACAAGUACAAGGAGACAACUGAAGAAGAAGAAGCAUGGAAGGCAUUUGAUUUAUUUAGAGAAGAAGAAAAACGCAAUGAAGAGUUGGCAAGGUCAUCAUUAUCAAUGUUUUCAACUGAUUUGUUAUCAAGCAAAAACGAAGUGCCUUUUGUUAAAAAUUGCAACAAGAUAUCUAAAUCCAAAAGAAAUAAAAAUAGAAAAAAACGUAAUGAUAUUGAUAAAAGAAAAAGUGAUAUAAAUAAUAAUAAUAAUAAUAAUAAUGAUAAUAAAAAUAAAAAUAAUUAUGGGAAUGGAAAUGAAAAUGGGAGAAAACAAAGUACAGUAAAACUGUUAUUGAGUGAGAUGCAAAAUAAUAAAAAUAAAUCAUUUUUCUGCAAACCGGUUCUGAAUAAUUUUCAACGAACGUUUUAUGGACAAGUGUCACCACCAAUGUCUCCGCCAUUAUCACCACCAUCGGGCUUAUUAUCCCCUAGACAAACCAAGCCAUCAAUUUAUUCUGAUUAUAAACAACCAAGAUUUUUAUAUCAUCAAAGAAAUAAUAGAGAUUGCAAAGGCAAGGAAAAGGAAGAUUUGAUUGGGAUUAAAAAUAUUUUACCAACUUCGCCUCCCCCAAUUACAAGCGAGGAGGAAGAGUAUUUUCCUAAAUUUUGAAGGUGAUUAAAUGAACGAUUGCAACUAAUAGGAAAGUAAAUAAGAUAAAAAGAUAAAAAGAUAAAUGGGUAAAAAUAUUAUGAUGUUUAUGUUUAUUUUUAUUUUUAUUUUUUUUUGAUUUUAAUUUUAUUUUUUAAAUGUACAAUAUAAUGAUUUUUGUAUAUAUUUGUUUUAUAAUUGUUUGAUUUCUAUUUUAUUUUUGUCUUAUGUGUGAUUUUUUUAGGAUUGUUAUCAUUGUCUAGAUUUUUUUUAACUUUGAUGCUGAGGUGUUGCUUUUGGGGGUUGAUGGAUAUUAGUGUGCAUCUAUUUAAUGAUAAAUUUUGAAUUUCAAACUUGUCUUAUAUAUGUUAAUUUCAGUGUAUCAUGUCAUUUGUAUGCCAUUUUUUUGAGCGUUGAUUCUUCCAAUGUCAGCAAACGGCCGAACGCUUUCGGAAGUGCGAAAUCCAAAUUGGAUCGGAUGCACGAAAUUACGGUGGAGUAGGGGUCGG
This is a messenger RNA of Ascoidea rubescens DSM 1968, 2359 nucleotides long. RefSeq lists its product as uncharacterized. Lineage: Eukaryota; Fungi; Ascomycota; Saccharomycetes; Ascoideales; Ascoideaceae. Gene Ontology annotation, molecular function: ubiquitin protein ligase activity; zinc ion binding. The transcript has a single exon. Bases 225 to 1871 code for a protein of 548 amino acids. Gene Ontology annotation, biological process: protein ubiquitination. The record is from RefSeq and is a predicted model, not a curated record.